This is a messenger RNA of Dovyalis caffra, 1014 nucleotides long. The record is from the annotation of a GenBank genome assembly. Lineage: Eukaryota; Viridiplantae; Streptophyta; Magnoliopsida; Malpighiales; Salicaceae.
AUGAGUAUUAGUCCCCGGAGGAGCCUGAGCAAGAGCCUGAGUGCUAGUCCAAAGAGAAGUGUUAGCAGGAGUCGCAGUUCUAGUAGAAGCCAUCCUCAUGUAUCACAGAGGAGUGUCAGCAGAAGCCCUGUUAGAAGUGGCAGCAGCAGGAGCCCAGCUAGAAGUUUCAGCAGAAGUCCUGUGAGGGCAAAGAAGGCUAGAAGCAUAAGCACGAGCCCAGUGAGAUCUCGGUCUCGAAGAAGUUUCAGUAGGAGCCCUGUAAGAGCACCACCUCGAAGAAGCCGAAGCAGGAACCCUGUGAGAUCUCAGUCUCGAUCAUUGCAAAAAUCAAUUAGCAGAAGUCCUUUAAAAGAUUCCAGGAGGAGCAUAAGCAGAACCCCAGUUAGAUCUUCUCGGAGAAGCGUUAGCAUUAGCCCUGCUCGAUCUUCUCGUAGAAGCAUCAGCAGAAGUCCUGUUCGAUCUUCUCAGAGAAGCAUUGGCAGAACCCCAGUUAGAUCUUCGAGGAGAAGUAUCAGCAAAAGCCCUAUUAGAUCUUCCAGGAGGAGCAUAAGCAGAAGCCCAGUUAGAUCUUCUCGGAGAAGCAUAAGCAGAAGCCCAGUUAGAUCUUCUCGGAGAAGCAUAAGCAGAAGCUCUGGUAGGGCUCCUUCAAGGAGGAGAAGCAUUAGCAGAAGUCCAAUUAGGGCACCAAGCAGGAAUGAUCGGCGCAGCUACUCAAGAAGCCCUAGCAUACGUAGGGCAAGGUCUCCUGAUCGAAGAAGUUUGUCAAGAAGUGUUUCCCCGAAUGGGUCUCCCAAGCGCAUCAGGAGGGGAAGGGGUUUCAGUCAACGAUACGCUUAUGCUCGGAGAUAUAGAACCCCCUCUCCAGAGCGUUCUCCUGUGAGAUCCUUCCGUUAUAGCGGCCGUGAUAGGUACCUGGCAAGCCAACUUCCUUUGGUUUUUUGUUCACGUCCUGUUCUGAUAUAUUUUGGUCAUGUGAACUAUCAUACUAACUACAUGAUGUAUUUUCUUAAAUGA